Panicum hallii is the source of this 1188-nucleotide messenger RNA. Its product is annotated as protein EXORDIUM-like. NCBI's taxonomy places the organism in Eukaryota, Viridiplantae, Streptophyta, Magnoliopsida, Poales, Poaceae. The coding region runs from base 123 to 1049 and encodes 308 amino acids. The record is from RefSeq and is a predicted model, not a curated record. The transcript has a single exon.
CCGGGGAGCCUUCCACUCCCAUCACAAUUCACAGCAACACACCUGCACACAAGGUCGAUCACCUAGCAGUGAGCUCACGACUCACAAGUUUCCUGGCGCAAUCUAGCGAGUCCUUUUCAGCAAUGGUUUCUCGAGUGCUGGUAGUGGCGGUGGUACUGAUGAGCCUGGCGCAGCUCUCCGCGGGGAGCAGGAGGCUGAUGGAGCUGUACAUCCCCACGGCGAGCGACCAGCUCACGUACCACCACGGCACCGUGCUCAGCGGCGACAUCCCGGUGUCCGUCCUCUGGUACGGCAAGUUCACGCCGUCGCAGAAGUCCAUCGUCUCCGACUUCCUCCUUUCGCUCACCACCGCGCCGGGCGCGGCCACGCCGUCGGCCGGGCAGUGGUGGGGCACCAUCGACCAGCUGUACCUGUCGGGCGCCGCCACGAACGGCGCGGCGCCGGCGCGCGCGCUCCUCGACGCGCAGGCGUACGACGAGGCGUGCUCGCUGGGGAGGUCGCUCACGCUGGCCCAGGUCGAGCAGCUCGCGGCGCGCGCCGGCGGGAAGAGGGGCGGCAUCGCGCUGGUCCUCACCGACGAGGACGUGGCCGUGGAGGGGUUCUGCAGCAGCCGGUGCGGCAAGCACGGGUCCGGCGCCCAGGGCGAGUCCGCCUACAUCUGGGUGGGCAACUCCGCGAAGCAGUGCCCCGGGCAGUGCGCGUGGCCGUUCGCGCAGCCGCAGUACGGGCCGCAGGGGAAGCCCCUGGUGGCGCCCAACGGCGACGUCGGGAUGGACGGCCUGGUGAUGGUCCUCGCCACGAUGGUGGGCGGCACCGUGACUAACCCCUACGGCGACGCGUUCUACCAGGGCCCCAAGGAGGCGCCGCUGGAGGCGUGCACCGCGUGCCCGGGCGUCUACGGCAGCGGCGCCUACCCUGGCUUCCCCGGGAACCUGCUCGUCGACCAGAUCACCGGGGCCAGCUACAACGCCAACGGCGCCAACGGGAGGAAGUACCUGCUCCCGGCCUUGUACAACCCGGAGACGUCCACCUGCAGCACCCUGGUGUAGUCGAGUCGUGUCGAGUCCGUAGUGAUGUACUAGUCUGUACCAGACGCGGACACCACCCCUGUUUUCUGUACGCCUGACCAAAGCUGUACAUAUACGAGUUUGGACUUGGGAAGAAAUGAAAUUACUUUGUUCGUUUAAA